Durio zibethinus is the source of this 3553-nucleotide messenger RNA. RefSeq lists its product as uncharacterized. NCBI's taxonomy places the organism in Eukaryota, Viridiplantae, Streptophyta, Magnoliopsida, Malvales, Malvaceae. The record is from RefSeq and is a predicted model, not a curated record.
UGGGCUUUAGUGAAAAAAAAAAAAGAAAAUCUUGACUAGACCAGAAACUUGGAGAGCACGCGCCACCGGAAAGCGCAAUGGAAUCAUAUAUUAUCGACGCAGUUAGCCCUAUAAAUGGCGGGAGCCAGGCCUAGGUCGAAAUUUCAUUCACCCACCAAUCUCUCUCUCUCUCUCUCUCUCUCUCUCUCUCUUUCUCUCUCUCGAUUUGUCAAUCACGGCGUCAAAAUAGCACUGUUUAUCACACUCAAAAAUCUCCAGAAAUCCUCCAAUACUUAAAACCCAACUUCAACCCAUUUCUGUUUCCACAACUCUCUUUUAUGAUUUCCGCUCCUUCUAAGUUUCUUCAUUUCUAGGGUUUUUGUUGAUUUCUUUAUCAAAAAACCGUAGUAUCUUCUUCUUCUUUUUUGGUCGGCUUUUUCCAGAUAGAGGAAGUGGGAGAGUUGGAGCAGUGUCGGACAUUCUGAUUCAAUGGAGGCCCCGGCCAGUGUUGCCGCUGUACAGAGUGGUUCGCUGCCGAUGCCAUCACCAUCGCGGAAGGAGAGGCGUGCCGUUUCCGAAUAUCACUUGGUUCGGAACCCCGCGGAUGAAGUUGAAUUGGAAAGAUCAAAGUUGGGACAAUCAGAUGAGCGAACCAUAUAUGAGGUGCAGCAUGGAAGAGAGCCUGCUGAUGUUGACUUCUUUUCAAUCACGGUUGAUGGAAGUUUGGAUGAUGACAUAUUGCGGCAGCAGAUUCACAAUGUUGCUAGACAGAGAGAGCAGCUCCAACAAAUGGAGGUUGAACUCCGAGCUCAGGCAAUUGCAAGAUCAAGGAUCUUGGAAAUGCAGAGUAGCUUUGAUGCUAAAAUCAAAGCCCAUGCCAAUGCUGUCGCCAAGCUUGAGGAGCAACUUCAUGAAAAUGAACAGACCAUACAUGAAUUGGAAAGGAAAAUGGAAGAGAAAAAUAGAGAACUACAUGCCAUCAAAGCAGAAAAAGAAGAGGCCUGGGCAAAGGAAGACCUUCUUAGAGAGCAAAAUAAGGAAUUGGCAACUUUCAGAAGAGAACGUGAUCAUUCGGAAGCUGAGAGAGCUCAACACGUAAAACAGAGACAUGAUCUUCAAGAGCAUGUUCAAGAGAAAGAGAGGCAGCUUAUUGAGUUGCAGGAACAGUAUAGGACUGCUCAGGAAACCAUUCUUUAUAAGGAUGAAAAGUUGAGGGAGGCCCAAACUUGGAUUUCUGGUGUCCAGGAGAUGGAUGCUUUGCAGUCAAGUACAAACCACUCCUUACAGGCUGAAUUGCGAGAACGUACAGAGCAAUAUAACCAGCUCUGGCAUGGCUGUCAGAGACAGUUUGCAGAGAUGGAGAGACUUCAUUUACAUACAAUACAUCAGCUUCAACUUGAGCUGGCUGAUGCAAGAGAGAGGAAUGAUUCUUACACUGAUGAAUCGCAUAUAUCCCAAGCAAAUUCAAAAGAUUUAUCUCAAUUUGGUAAAAAUAAUGGCAACCAAGUGGAUUCUAAUGGAAGUGGUGCAACAAAUGCUAAUGCUGGGGUCAUUUCAAAUGGGGCUUCAGACAAUGUUCAAUCAUUUGCUUCUGCUGGCAAUGCAACGACUCAGAAUCAGAAUGACCAUGUUCUGAGUGUUCCAAUUGCUCCAUCAUCUCUACUUGGGGUGCCAACUUACCUCCCACCUGGGCAGGUGACUGCUCUGCAUUCGUUUGUCAUGCAUCAACAAGGGGUUCCACAUUCUGUGGCAUCUCAAGUUGGACUCUACUCAAUGCCUGCAAUGUCGUCCAUCCAACAGUGGCAGAACCAAAAGACUUCACAACAGGGUUUCAUGUUACCUGCACAGAAUCAACUUCCACCAUUCCAAACUGAUCAGGGCUUUGGGAGGUCAGAUGUAAAGUAUGAAUAUGAAAUGUCUGUCACUGGACAAGCCAUUCGUCCAGAUUAUAUGGAUCAUAUCAGCCAAGGGCAGGAGCCCAAUUCUGUGAUAUCAUCAUCUGCUGGGAAAGCACAGGCCCUUGAGUCAAUUAAAUCAAGUUACCUUGUGGACCCCCAACCUGAGCCAAGCUUGCAGCAGGUUUCUUCACAAUUUCAUGAUGCAUUGAGAUUAGGCACUCAUGAACAGAGUUGUGAAUCUAAGGAACAAAAUAUUGUGAACAUGAAUAAUCAUGUCCCGGAGGCCCAAGUUCUAACAGCAGAAGAAGCCAGUACUGCUGCCAGCCCAUCUCCUCCCGACACUUCAGCACAUUCUGUUAAUUUCAGUGAAACAACAAUCAGCAAUGGUGCUAGUGCUUUCUUGCCUGAAAAGUCAGUCUCUACUGGGAAGACUAACAUCUUGAUAUCAGCUAAGACUUCAGAGACUGCUCUGCUUGAUGAAAGAUCAUUGUUGGCUUGCAUAGUUCGCACAAUUCCAACUGGUGGCAGAAUUCGGAUCAGUUCAACGCUACCAAAUAGGCUGGGGAAAAUGCUUGUACCUUUACACUGGCAUGAUUACAAGAAAAAGUAUGGAAAGCUGGAUGACUUUGUAGCCUGUCACCCUGAGUUAUUUGUGAUUGAGGGCGAUUAUAUUCAGCUUCGAGAGGGAGCACAAGAGAUGAUAGCAGCCACUGCUGCUGUUGCCAAAGUCACUGCAGCCACUGCAGUGUCAUCUCCUUACUCCUCAUUUUUGCCUUCAGUUGCUGUUACUCCGAUGGCACAGCCUAAUCGACUAAAGAAGGUGCUGCCAUCAAUUGAUUCCAACCAUGUGAAGAAUGAGAAUGCUGUUUUCAAGGAGCAUGUAGCCAUCUCUAACAAUGCAGCUGAUGAUCAUUCACAGCUGUUAGCAAUCGAGAAUCAACAUCCCAAUGGCAUUUGUUUUGGUGUGUCUGGAGGUUUCUCCAAUGUAAAAAUAAUGAGCAAAUCUAAGGAUCCUGCUGAAAGUAAUGGAGCAAAUUUUGACAGAUCAAGUGUGACAAGUGUUGAAAGCAAGGCCUCUGGACAUGGACGGUCUAAUUCAAAUUUUGUUGGAAAACAGCAAGGCAGGGCAACUGGGGCUGCAUUAUCUUCUAGAAGAUAGUGAGUGCAUUUACCUCAAUUUUAAGGCAAUGGUGAUCAGUGUCAAAUGUCAGCCAGCUUCUCGGUUUGCCUUGUGGAAUAUUUAUGCGAAAAUUACAACAGAAUGCAAUCAUUCAAACUGCAUACAACUUGGGCUGUCAUUUCCAAAAUAAAAAUGCUAGCAGUUCAUUACUAAAAUGAAAAAAAGGUGAAUUCGCAUCGCGGAGGGUGGAUGGAUUAAUGCCAUCACGCUCAUUUGAGUGGUAACAUGGUGCAAGCAGCAGACAACUUGCAAAGGAUGCACCUGACUCGGAAGGUUUGAUCUGUGGGUCGAGAAAGCACCUCUAUAAUAGCUUAAAAACUAGAGUAAUAAAAAUAUAAUGGUACUGAUCUCCCUUUACAAGGUAAGGUUUUAGAGCCCACAUGGUUGAAGAAAUUGUAAGCUUAUCUAAACCGCUGUAACAGAUGCUUUGUAUGGUAGUUAAGGGACGUUGGCCCAAACGGUUGAACGACGGUGAUGAAUUGGAUACUUUUCUCAC